AUGGAUUACGAUUUAGCAAGAAUUGACUAUAUACUUUGCGGUAUUACUUAUCCUGAAACACUGAAAGUCCUUCCAAAUCCUGGUCAGAAGACACAACAAAAGUUUGCUGUCGGCGAUAAAAAUGGAGUUUUGCAAUGUUUGAGUAUAAAAGACGAGGAACCUAUUAUUCAAUUUAAAACUUUGCCAGGGAAGUGCAUUUUGGGCAACGACUUAGUGCUAUGCAGUGGGCGCACGGUAACAUUCUACAGGGACUUGAGGGAGAUGUAUUCGUACGACUGCGAAGAUCGUGUACUUGACAUUGCCGCGUUUUCUGCUCCAAACAGUACUCGAGUUCGACUUCUUGCGCUUAUCACCAACGAAGAAGCGGUGAUAAUCGAGAACGCAGAACUUCUAGCGCGAACCCAUAUAAAUUCAGGUCCAUCGCGUCUAAUAGUGCCACCGACGCAUCGCUCAGCAGAGGUCUGUGUGAUCUACGGCGCCGCUGAUGGUUCCAUAGGCUUAAUUCAAUAUGAAACCGAGUUAUCGAGUAGAUGUCUUGUGGAGGGCGGAGGCCUGGGAUCUGUUGUUUGCCUGGGCUGGUAUUUCAGCGUUAGUGGGGCUCACUUAGCAGUCGGCCGUCACGACGGCUCCGUCCAGCUCUACUUGGUCGACUUGGAAAAUAUAAAUGAAAAGCCGCGUUUGAAAUUCACCUACUUCUGCGGCGAACCAGUCACGUCAGUCAGUGGGGGACGCGUUGGUACGGAGAGAAGCGAGCUGAUGGUGUCGACCUUUUCGGGAAGAGUUUUCGCGCUGCGCUCGCAGAGACUGAUCGCUGGCGGCACGUCCCUGAACAAUAUUACAGCGGAUAUCCUCGCAUCCAGGCGGAACAAGCUGGAGUUAGAAGUGGCGCGUUUGGAAAAGCAAACAGCAAUCGAACGGGAGAAAUAUCAACGUAAUACACGUUCCUUGUUGGGCGGAUUGUCAACACCGCCUCUAUUGGAUAUUCAAUACGAAUUAACAGGAGCAAUGCUCAAUGGAUGGCAGGAAGUGGUCAUUACCGCGGGAGUUCCAUUAGACAUGCUGUUUAUUUACUGUGACAAGGAACUGGAAAUUCAAACUGACAGCGCAGCCGUAUUGAGUACGUGCCUACCACAGGAGGGAAAACCUGAAAACCUCGCUACAGUCCGGUGCCAAGCCGGAACGAGACGUACAUGGCUCCAAAUGCGUUCAGGAACAAAUUCAGUCGUUGAAAUGGCGGAGGCCACGCACGUUUUUGUCUACGUGCUUCCAGCCAGCGCGCCGCGAGUCGCCCGCCUUAUCAAGCUGAUGUUGCCAGCACUGCCGCAAUACUGCCAACACGCAGACCCGGAAUGCGACGACGACAGAGUGUGGUCGGAAUUGCGCGUGACCGGUGGUUUUUCCGUGGCCGAGAUGACAUCGUGGCUCAGCGAAGCGUUGCCAGGCGAAAUGCCGAGGCCAGCGGCCAGCAUAGAGUUUGCACGAUCGCAUUAUCUUCUGAAAACGAUUCUUAUAUGCAGCUAUCAACGGGGUACAGCUACAUUCAAGUCUGAUAACAUCUCUACGAUAGCAAUACUCAAAGACGUCUUAUCUAACUGUUCCGUAAAGAGGUCAAUUCGCGUCGAUAUAUCGUGUGAAGUUCCACAAGUCAGCUGCGCAAUGUCAUUCGAGAAAUUGAAGGAUGAUUUUGUAUCUGAAUAUCGUAUGAAAAAAGAAUAUAUCUUGAAAGGAGCUAUUGGGGCCCUCGAUUUAGAUAUGAAUGCGUUUAAUAACGAAUGUCAACCAAUUUUGUGCGAAGAAUAUAUGCAAAUAUGUAGAAAGCCCGAUAACAAUACCGAAAAAAAAUUCAAUUUUAAUGAUUUAGUCAAAACCGUCGAGCAGUGGUAUUCAGAUUGGUGUAAAUUGUCUUUGCACGGCAAUAACUUUAAUGUUCAAAGAUUUCAGUUGAAAUCUGCAUUGCAAAAUUGUCAAAUUGAAGACAUCGAGAAAAUACUCGCCGUUACUGAUUCGCAUAGUGAUUCAGAUAUGGACUCUAAGGGAAAAGGAUAUGGCAGUGGUGCGUGGGUUGUAAUACCGCAGUCGAUUUCUGACCUUAUUUUAAAUUGCAAUAUUGAGAUGUAUCAU
Molecule: messenger RNA, 2121 nt
Organism: Iphiclides podalirius (scarce swallowtail)
Lineage: Eukaryota; Metazoa; Arthropoda; Insecta; Lepidoptera; Papilionidae
Source: the annotation of a GenBank genome assembly